Messenger RNA from Centruroides sculpturatus (bark scorpion), 3611 nucleotides. RefSeq names its product slit homolog 1 protein-like. The transcript is spliced from 3 exons. Gene Ontology annotation, molecular function: protein binding. NCBI's taxonomy places the organism in Eukaryota, Metazoa, Arthropoda, Arachnida, Scorpiones, Buthidae. The record is from RefSeq and is a predicted model, not a curated record. Bases 75 to 3578 code for a protein of 1167 amino acids. Gene Ontology annotation, cellular component: extracellular matrix.
UACCCGAAAACAUCUUCCUUCCAUUGACUAAUUUAACGCGUCUCGAUUUAUCUUAUAACAAUUUAACUAAAAUUAUGGGUGAACGUCCUUUUGGCAGCAGCAAGCAUCUAAAUUAUCUCCGUUUAAAGAAUGUCGGUUUGACAGAAUGGCCGGUGAUAAAUUGGUCAGAAUAUAACUUGACUGAAGUCGAUUUCUCAAAUAAUCGUUUCCAAACAGUCAAAUUGCCAAUUUACACACCAAAUCCUAUGCAAAUGGAUUUGUCUAAUUGUAAAAUCAGAACAAUUUACAUCGAUGACAGGCAAUAUGGAUUUCAAAUGCCUAGUUAUGAUUUAAGUAAUAAUGAAAUUACUUGCGAUCACGAACUGCAGCAAUUCGUUUCCGUCUUUAAGUCAAAUAUGGAAGUGGCAAAGAGAAUGUUUCCAAAUAUAGAGAAGACGAAAUGUUUCGGAGAAGAAAGAAAUUUGCUGGAUAAUACAUCUCUCGUAGUCAUAGGAAAUUAUUGUCCGAUGAAUUGCGAUUGUUCUGCACAAGAUAAUCACGUGAUGGUCAAUUGUUCCGGAAAGGGAAUCGACCGAAUUCCCAAAGUUCUCGUCCCGAAUGCCACGAUUGUCGAUUUGAGUAAUAAUCAUAUAAAAGAUUUGUCAGAUGGCGAUUGUGUGACGUGGAAAAACGUCUCUCAUCUGCGUCUGAGUAAUAAUUCAAUAAGUAACAUUUCGGAUUAUGUUAUUUUGCCAAACCUCAAAUACCUGACGUUAGACGGAAACCAGCUAACCCAAUUACCUUCCGUACUAAUAAACCUGAUCGACGUUUCUACGGAAUUUACACUAUACUUAUCUAGCAACACUUGGAAUUGCGAUUGUCAUUCGCAAUUUACUGGGGCGAUUAUUUCUUGUCAAGACUUUUGUAAACAUUGGGAAAAUGUUUCUUGUCCGUCGUGGGCAAACAGUUGUCACGAAUCGAAGCACCUUCCCUCUGUUCAAAUAUUUAAUCAAUCCUUAUUCAUCGAGUGCGGCGAGGAACGGAUCGACUCCCGUUUGAUGCGAUGUUUGGAUGUUAAAAAUGUACAAAGGAUACAAUUUAUGGAUUGUUAUACGUCUGGGAUUGAUUUUGGAAUGUUCACUUUCCGGUACGAAAUCGAACACGUCAAAAUACGGUUCCCAUUCGUGAAGAAAAGAAAUUUCGAGAGCGCCUCGUUUAAUAACAUGUCCUCUCUGCGAUCUGUCGAAAUACGAGACGUAAAGACGUCGGAAAUUCUAAAUUUAACAUUUCGCAAUGUUCCGUCGCUGACUUCAUUGACAAUCGAAUACUAUAACUUCUCCUUAUUUCCCAACAAACCUUUCCGAGAGUUAAUUAAUCUUUCCGAAUUAUACAUCAGGCAUGGCAAGUUAAGAGUUUUACCCGAAGAUCUAUUUUAUAACCUUUACAAUUUAACAAAACUGGACUUAAGUAGCAACAAAAUUCAAUCGAUUCAUCCACUCGUCUUUAGAAAUCUCACUCGAUUGGAAGAUUUGGAUUUGUCAUUAAAUCGGAUACAGAAUUUACCAGGUGAGACGUUAAAAGGUCUUUUUAAUUUAAGGACAUUUCAUAUUUAUAUAAAUCAUGGAUUAUCACAAAUUCCGUCCGGAUUUUUUAAAGAACUGCACAACUUGACUGAAAUUAAUGCGCAUUAUUGUUCUAUUUAUUCGCUGGAAGAAGAUGUAUUUUCUGACUUGAUUAAUUUGAAAUACGUCGAUUUAGAUCUUAACAAUAUUGAACAGCUCCCGCCAAAUCUUCUGAGAAAUAAUAAACUCUUGACACAGUUUUCCUGUUCGUUUAAUAAAAUAUCUACACUUCCGGCAAAAAUUUUUCACGGACUUUCCGAACUUCGAUCGUUGAACUUACGAACAAACAGGUUAGAAAAUCUUCCCGAAGAUGUUUUUCUGAAUUUGUCGUCAUUGCGGACUCUCAAAUUAUCAUCAAAUCGCCUGACAUUUCUACACGAAAACAUCUUUCUCCCAUUGACUAAUUUAACGCAUCUUGAUCUAUCUAACAACAAUUUAACGAACACUAUUGGUAAGCGACCUUUUGGCAGCUGCAAGCAUCUGCGUACUCUCCGUUUAAAGAAUGUCGGUUUGACACAAUGGCCGGUGAUAAAUUGGACAGAAUACAACUUGACUUACGUCGAUUUCUCAAAUAAUCGUUUCGAAACCGUCAAAUUGCCAAUUUACACACCAAAUCGCGUGAAAAUUGAUCUGUCUAAUUGUAAAAUCAGAACAAUUUACAUGGAUGAGUGGAAAUAUGGAUUUCAAAUGCCGUCUUAUUAUUUAAGUAAUAACGAAAUUACUUGCGACCACCAACUGCAACAGUUCGUUUUUGCCCUUAAGUCAAAUACAGAAGUGGCAAAACGAAUAUUUCCAAAUAUAAAGGACACGAAAUGUUUCGGAGAAGCAAGAAAUUUGCUGGAUAAUACAUCUUUUGUAAUUAUAGGAAAUUAUUGUCCAAUAGAUUGUCAAUGUUUCGUAGAACUUAAUCACGUGGUGGUGAAUUGUUCCGGAAAGGAAAUCGACGGAAUUCCCGAAGUUCUCCUCCCCAAUGCGACGAUUGUCGAUUUGAAGUUGUGGGGAAACCGGUUAGAAAAUCUUCCGGAAGAUGUUUUUCUGAAUUUGUCGUCAUUGCAGAUUCUUCAGUUAUCAAUAAAUCGCCUGACAUUUUUACCCGAAAACAUCUUCCUUCCAUUGACUAAUUUAACGCGUCUCGAUUUAUCUUAUAACAAUUUAACUAAAAUUAUGGGUGAACGUCCUUUUGGCAGCAGCAAGCAUCUAAAUUAUCUCCGUUUAAAGAAUGUCGGUUUGACAGAAUGGCCGGUGAUAAAUUGGUCAGAAUAUAACUUGACUGAAGUCGAUUUCUCAAAUAAUCGUUUCCAAACAGUCAAAUUGCCAAUUUACACACCAAAUCCUAUGCAAAUGGAUUUGUCUAAUUGUAAAAUCAGAACAAUUUACAUCGAUGACAGGCAAUAUGGAUUUCAAAUGCCUAGUUAUGAUUUAAGUAAUAAUGAAAUUACUUGCGAUCACGAACUGCAGCAAUUCGUUUCCGUCUUUAAGUCAAAUAUGGAAGUGGCAAAGAGAAUGUUUCCAAAUAUAGAGAAGACGAAAUGUUUCGGAGAAGAAAGAAAUUUGCUGGAUAAUACAUCUCUCGUAGUCAUAGGAAAUUAUUGUCCGAUGAAUUGCGAUUGUUCUGCACAAGAUAAUCACGUGAUGGUCAAUUGUUCCGGAAAGGGAAUCGACCGAAUUCCCAAAGUUCUCGUCCCGAAUGCCACGAUUGUCGAUUUGAGUAAUAAUCAUAUAAAAGAUUUGUCAGAUGGCGAUUGUGUGACGUGGAAAAACGUCUCUCAUCUGCGUCUGAGUAAUAAUUCAAUAAGUAACAUUUCGGAUUAUGUUAUUUUGCCAAACCUCAAAUACCUGACGUUAGACGGAAACCAGCUAACCCAAUUACCUUCCGUACUAAUAAACCUGAUCGACGUUUCUACGGAAUUUACACUAUACUUAUCUAGCAACACUUGGAAUUGCGAUUGUCAUUCGCAAUUUACUGGGGAAAUAUGACGUAUGUAGUGUUUAAUUUCCUCGUUUAUUUCC